UAAACAGUCGAAUAUCGAAAACGGGCAUAUCUUGCUUUUAUUAUAUACCUACCUACCUCUAGUACCUACAUAACUACACCUGGGUACCAUUUAGGAAGCUACCAACCACCCCCCGGCUUACGGCACUACCCGGAAUUCUCCAAACUUCCGGACACUACGACCCGCUCCGUUACAUUCACUUUUAGGUUCAAUAGUUCUAUGCAGCAACCGUAGAACCGUGUUCCGACUUCAAACGGAACUUACGACACCAUCGUCUAUCUAUAACCCAUCUUAUAAUUCAGAUUUCACUCUGACUUACCUUCCAAGCCCUCCAACUCCCCUAAACCCAAAAAGCUCAAACCCACAAUGUCAUCCCUCCUCCAAAGAAAAUUCCCCUCAAUCCUGCACUCCUCCACCCUCCCCAUCCCCCAUUCCUACCGCAAACCCCUCCUCCUCGCCACCAGCGCCGCCGCCAUCUCCGCCCCACUCCUCACCUACGCCUACAACAGCUACACGGAAUGGCUCGCCCUCGGGCGCGGCGGGGUCCCAUACCACGUCUUCGGAUGGCUCGCGCAAACAACCCUGCACCUGCUCGCACGAACCGAUCUCCGAGAGCCCAUCCCACGGACCUACAAAACCGCCAUAGAACUCGGCUCCGUCUACGGCCCCGCCGGCACAAAAUCCUACCUCUCCACCCCUAAAGCAGAAAUCCCAGCCCGCAAGCCCCCUCGCCCCACCGUCCCCAGCUUCGUCGCGCCGCAGCGGCAGACCUCGGACCGCGGGCCCCCGCAUACCGUCGCCACGCUAAACGGGUUCCUCGCCGCCCUCGCGUCCGCGAACCCGGGGCUCUUCGAGGUCAGGGAGAGUAAGCUCGAAGGACCACUUCACCAGGCCGUAUGGCUGCGGUAUCCUCUAUCCUCCCCUUCUCCUUCUCCUACUACAGCGGCGGAAACGCAAGCGCAAAAAGCCCAACGAGAGGAGCUGAAAACGCGUCUAGGCCGCGGCGCGACAGGGGAGAUCGCACACGUGCACAGGGAGGGCAGCACGCAUGUGAUCCUGAGCCCGGUCGACGCGGCGCAGGUUAUCGGGAAGGGAUGGGGGGAGCGGCAUGCGAUGAGCGGGGUUGGGGGCGUGCGGUGGGCGAUGGCGCCGUGGGGGUAUGUGUUGGUUUACGCGCCGCGGGACGAGGGCGAGUUGGAGGUCUGGAGAGAGGUUGUGCUUGCUGGGGCGCGGUAUGUGACGGCGGGUUUGGGGAAGGGGGUUGUUGUUCCUGGGGGUAAGGAGGGGGUGUAGAGAGGAGGGGGAGGGGGAGGUUGUGUUGUGUGGAUAUUUGGGCUGUGUUGUGUAUGAAUAGGUUUGAAUGGUGAGAUAAUGAGGUUAAGAUGUAUUCUGGUGUGGCGUUAAGGGGUCUUUGGGUUGUUUGAAGAGUACCUAUAUAAGUAUUUAUUACCCCUCUCAAAUCGAAAAAGGGGUAAAGAUAUAGACGAACCGAGGUCUUUUGGUGGGUGUAGUAUGUCAGCAUAUUCAUGAAGUAUUUACACAUAUCCCCCCUUAUUAGGUACAUAGCUUUUAAGCCGUUAUCAUUACAGAACA
This is a messenger RNA of Annulohypoxylon maeteangense, 1572 nucleotides long. RefSeq lists its product as uncharacterized. The record is from RefSeq and is a predicted model, not a curated record. Bases 346 to 1272 code for a protein of 308 amino acids. NCBI's taxonomy places the organism in Eukaryota, Fungi, Ascomycota, Sordariomycetes, Xylariales, Hypoxylaceae. The transcript has a single exon.